AUGAGCUUGCUCUUCCUCCCCCUCUCUCAAUGGCGCAUUCCGCCAGAGCUCCUCCAGGAACUCUCCAAAGUCAUGAUCCCUAAUGGAGUCGCCGACUACGCCGCUCUCACGGUUCUCUCCAUGGCCGGCGCCACGUACCUCUCGCGCGGCUUCCUCUGGGACCAACCGGACCCCUACGCACAUCUGGCCUUUGAGCGACCGCAGCUGAAGUACGGGUCCGGCGCCGGAUCCGGCAGCAAGGAGACGCGGAAUAUCGCGCAGAAGCUGGCCGAGACGGAGAAAGACCUCGUCGUGUUCUGGGGCUCGCAGUCCGGCACCGCCGAGGGGUUCGCGAAUCGUCUGGCGCGCGAGAUCUCCCUGCGGUUUGGCGUGGGGGCGUUCUCGGCGGAUUUGUCUGACUUUGACCCCGAGAGCGUGGCGCAGAUCCCCGACUCGAAGGUCGUGGUGUUUGUGCUGUCGACGUACGGCGAGGGCGACCCCAGUGAUAACACAGCGGAGUUCUGGGACUGGGUGAAUAAGGCGAAGACAGAGGAGGUGAGCCUGGGUAAUCUGAGGUAUUUUGCCUUUGGCCUCGGGAAUAGUAACUACAAGUACUACAACCGGGUGGUGGAUGUAGUCGUGGAAUCGCUGGACCGGCUGGGCGCGAAGUCCCUCAUGCCGGUGGGCAGGGCGAACGAUGCCGAAGGCGCCACGCAGGAGGACUUUAUCGGCUGGAAGGAGGCCCUGUUCUCCGAGUUCACCCGCCAACUGAGGUUCGAUGAGAAGGAGUCGCAGUACGAGCCGACGCUGGCCGUCCAGGAAGACGGGUCCCUAGAGCCGAUUGACCUGCACCACGGCGAGCCUGAUAAUCGAGACUCUUCGCGGAUCACGGCGCAGUGCUCGCCCGUACGGCCGCUGGACAUUGCCUCGUCCCGGCAGCUGUUCGAGUAUUCCGACACGCAGCAGCAGCGGGAGCAGCGCCACUGCCUGCACAUCAAUCUGGACCUGACCAGCCACCCCGAACUCAGCUACAAGACCGGCGACCACCUGGCCAUCUGGCCGGGCAACCCGUCUGACGAGGUCGAGCGCCUCCUCCAGGCGCUCGGACGAUCCGCCCGUCGCGACGUCCCCAUCGGCAUCAAGUCCGUCGACCCGGCCACGAAGGUCAAGAUCCCGUCGCCUACGACGGCGGCCGCACUCUUCCGAUACUACCUGGAGAUCUGCGCGCCGGUGAACCGCGACAACGUGCUCGGCCUGGCGCAGUUCGCGCCUACGCCGGCCGCAACGACCUAUCUGGUCGAGCUGGGCCAGGACAAGGCGCGCUACGCCGCCUUCCUCAACCGCACUCACGUCAACCUGGGCCGACUGCUGCAGCUCGCCAGCCCGGACGCCCCCUGGAGCGAGCUGCCCCUCUCCUUCCUCGUCGAAACUCUGCCCUCGGUCCAGCCCCGCUACUACUCUAUCUCUUCCAGCAGCGUGGUCUCCCCGCGCAAGGCCUCCAUCACCGUCCUCGUCUCGUCGACGCCUGUCCCUGAAUCCCCCGAUCAACUCAUCCACGGCGUCACCUCCAACUACCUCCUCGCCAUCUCCCAGACCCGCCAGUCCUCAUCCUCCACACACCCGCACGGCCUAACCUACCACCUCACCGGCCCCAAUGACGCCCUCACCGGCGGUAAAGUCUUCGCGCAUCUCCGCAAAAGCCGCUUCAAACUUCCGCGUCUCGGAAGCUGCCCUCUCAUCAUGGUCGCCGCAGGGACCGGCAUCGCGCCCUUCCGCGCCUUCAUCGCCGAGCGGCGCCAACUGCAACAAAUCGGCCGGGAGAUCGGCGAGAUGAUCCUCUUCUUUGGCUGUCGGCAUCCGGACGAGGAUUUCCUGUACCGUGAGGAGCUAGAGACUUUGCAGACGGCACUGCAGGGUAAGUUGCGUGUCGUGACGGCGUUCUCGCGGACGGGUGGCGAAAAAUGCUACGUGCAGGACCGGGUCCGGGAGAAUGGGGACGAGAUGGUACGGUUAAUGGACGAGGGGGCGAACUUUUAUAUCUGUGGACGGGCGGGCAUGGCGAGGGAGGUGGAUGAGGUGGUCGGCGGGGUUAUGAGGAAUGCGAAGGGGUGGGAGGACGAGGAGCUGGUGAACGAGUGGCGGAGGGGGAUUAAGAGACGGAAUAAGUGGCAGGAGGAUGUGUGGGGGUAG
Molecule: messenger RNA, 2169 nt
Organism: Aspergillus affinis
Lineage: Eukaryota; Fungi; Ascomycota; Eurotiomycetes; Eurotiales; Aspergillaceae
Product: NADPH cytochrome P450 oxidoreductase family protein
Exons: 1
Coding region: 1-2169 (722 amino acids)
Cellular component (GO): cytosol
Molecular function (GO): flavin adenine dinucleotide binding; NADPH-hemoprotein reductase activity; FMN binding
Source: RefSeq, a predicted model, not a curated record